Syngnathus acus (greater pipefish) is the source of this 6184-nucleotide messenger RNA. RefSeq names its product laminin, beta 2-like (gene lamb2l). Lineage: Eukaryota; Metazoa; Chordata; Actinopteri; Syngnathiformes; Syngnathidae. The record is from RefSeq and is a predicted model, not a curated record. Gene Ontology annotation, biological process: substrate adhesion-dependent cell spreading; basement membrane assembly; cell migration. Bases 198 to 5735 code for a protein of 1845 amino acids. Gene Ontology annotation, molecular function: extracellular matrix structural constituent. Gene Ontology annotation, cellular component: laminin trimer. The transcript is spliced from 35 exons.
UCUCCCUCCCGGCGGACGGACGGCACACUGCAGCCGGCCAAAGUCUCAGCCCCGAUCCUCGUCCUACAUCGCUGCAGUCUGGACAACGAGCUCCUGCAGAGGAAGUGUGGGAGUGAAGAAAGGAAAGCCAGGAGCAAAGCGUGCGUGGCAACGCCAAGAGCAGAUCCAGAUUGCUUAUUUUGCUCUUUGCGUGUCCAAUGGUGCUGAUGACCAUCAUGGCUUUGUAUCUGAUGAUCUUCAUGCUAGCCUCAUGUGUGUCUGGACAAGACCUGCCAUCAAGCCCACAUGGCUGCACGGACGGGAGUUGCUACCCUGCCACGGGAAACCUCUUGAUUGGGCGUGCUGUGAACCUGAGUGCCACCUCCACUUGUGGGCUGGACGGUCCAGAGCAUUACUGCAUUGUCAGCCAUCUCCAGGAGUCGGACAAAUGUUUCGAGUGUAACUCCCGGCAUCCGUAUGACCCGAACCGACACAGAAACAGCCACCGCAUCGAGAACGUGAUUUACCUCAUGGACAGCAACGGUGACAACACGUGGUGGCAGUCUGCUAACGGAGAGGAAAUUGUCAGCAUUCGACUUAACCUGGAGGCCGAAUUCCACUUCACGCAUUUAAUUAUGAAGUUCAAGACCUUCCGUCCCGCAGCUAUGAUCAUUGAGCGUUCUGCUGAUUUCGGUCGAACGUGGCGUCCCUACCGCUACUUUGCCUCCAACUGCACCAGGACCUUUCCUGGUAUCUCCUCAAAUGGCCUGCACCACAUUAACGACGUCAUCUGCGAAGAACGCUACUCUGACAUUGAGCCCUCCACCAAUGGGGAGGUCAUUUAUAAAGUGUUGGAUCCUGCCAUUCAUGUGAAAGACCCCUACAGCUUGGACAUUCAAGAGCUCCUGCGAAUCACCAACCUGCGCAUUAACUUCACAAAGUUGAACACUCUGGGGGACGACCUUUUAGACCGACGUUCUGACGUCCUUCAAAAAUAUUACUACGCUAUCUACGAGCUGGUUGUCAGAGGGAGCUGCUUCUGUUACGGACACGCCUCGGAGUGCGCCCCAGUGCCAGGGGUUGAUAUCCGAGCCAACGGAAUGAUCCACGGUCGGUGUGUUUGCAAACACAACACAGAGGGGCUCAACUGUGAACGUUGCCAAGAUUUCUACCACGAUCUGCCAUGGAGGCCGGCUGAGGCCGAAAACCCGCAUACCUGUAGAGAGUGUAACUGCAAUGGCCACUCAAACCAGUGUCACUUUGACAUAGCUGUAUAUUUGGCCACGAGCAACAUCAGCGGAGGGGUAUGUGAUGUCUGUUUGCACAACACCAUGGGACGCAACUGUGAGAUGUGCAAACCUUUCUACUAUCAAGACCCAAAUAGAGAUAUUAGAGACCCCCAGGUUUGUGUUGCCUGUGACUGUGAUCCGGUGGGAUCAAUGGAGGGAGGCGUUUGCGACAGUCACACCGACCCAGACAUGGGCAUGAUCACUGGACAGUGCCGCUGCAAAGACAACGUCAAAGGCUUGCGCUGUGACGACUGCAAGGAGGGCUAUUUUGGACUCAGCCAAAACGACCCUCUGGGUUGCCAACCUUGCAACUGUGAUCCUCGUGGCAUCAUUAUGAUGGGAGCCCCAUGCGAUCAGAUCAGCGGCGACUGCUCUUGUAAAAGAUAUGUCACUGGUCGCUACUGCAACGAGUGUUUGCCUGAAUACUGGGGUCUCAGUAAUGACCUGGCUGGUUGCAGACAAUGUGAUUGUGACUUUGGUGGAGCCAUCAACAACAGAUGUAUGAUGGAGAAUGGACAGUGCGACUGCAGGAGCCAUCUGAUUGGUCGACAGUGCUCUGAGGUGGAGCCUGGCUUUUUCUGCGCGCCGUUGGACUUCUACAAAUAUGAGGCCGAAGGGGCUACUGGACAUUCGCCUAUUGACGCUGCGUUACCUGGCAAAGUUCGACCUCAGGCAGAGACAGACUGCGUUCAGCACCUCAACAACCAGCUGAGAAGACACAGGCGUCACCGCCGUAUCGCCAACCCGCAGCAACACCGCGCAGCACUGAGGCGGAUCCGACAGCUUCAGCAGACACCGGAUGUGAGGACCGUUUACAGAGAGCUCACCCUAAGUCACACAGUGACUUGGACCGGGCCUGGUUUUGCUCGGGUCAAAGAUAGUGCUGGCCUGGUGUUUCAUAUAGACAACAUUCCCUACGCCAUGGAGUACAACAUCAUGAUCCGUUAUGAACCUGAGUCCACAGAGGACUGGGAGGCCAUUGUCAGUAUAACAUCUGUGAACCUGCCUUCCAGUGUCCGCUGUGGAAACCUUCUACCAACCGAGCAGCUCUACACAGUCACUUUGCCACAUCGCAGCAGAUACAUCCAGAUGCCAAGGCCGUUCUGUUUUGAGCCAAAUAAUCGUUAUGUGGUUGCCAUCCGCUUCCAGCGCCACGGAGUGACCCACAGACAUCUCACGGCCUUCAUUCUUAUUGAUUCGUUGGUUCUGAUCCCUGAUUAUACCGAGCUUCCUGGUUUCCAAGGCAAUGAGAUUGAGGGAGAGGUGCGACGUGAGGAGAUGAUUCACUACAUGUGUCUGGAUUCCUUUAUGAUAACGCCAACGCCCACCUUGGCCGACGUGUGCUCCAAGCUCAUCUGCAGUAUUUCGGCUAUCGUUCAUGAUGGAGCACUGCCCUGUCAGUGUGAUCUUCAAGGGUCCCUCUCGAGUGAAUGUGAUAGGGUCGGAGGACAGUGCCGCUGUAAGCCCAACGUGAUGGGUCGACGAUGUGACCAGUGUACACCGGGAACCUAUGGCUUUGGAGUCAAUGGUUGUACUGCUUGUGACUGUCAUUCAGAGGGUUCUCUGAGCCACCAAUGUGACCCCGUUACCGGCCAGUGCCAGUGCCGGGAGGGAGCAUCUGGCCGCCGGUGCUCUGAUUGCCAACCCGGCCAGUGGAGCUUCCCGAGCUGCACGCCCUGUCAGUGUAACAGCCAUGCAGACAGUUGCGAUUCCCAAACUGGCGAGUGUAAAGAAUGCCGAGACUACACAGCCGGUCAUCACUGUGAACAGUGUCAGGAUGGAUACUUUGGAAACGCAUUGCUCGGCUCAGGGGACCACUGUCGCCCCUGCUCUUGCCCGGGUAAUCCCGGUUCGGAUCACUUUAACGGCCACUCCUGCCAAGCUGACCACUCUUCGAACCUCAUUAUGUGUAACUGCAGACAAGGCUAUGCUGGGCCUCGGUGUGACCGGUGCGCCCCCGGUUUCUACGGCAACCCAGAGCAAACUGGCGGCCAGUGCCUUCCAUGCGAGUGCAGCGGCAACAUUGACACUCAGGACCCGGAGUCAUGUGACUCUAGGACAGGUCAAUGCCUCAAGUGCCUGUACCACACAGAUGGUCCAGCUUGUGCCCAAUGUCAACAGGGUUACUAUGGCACUGCUUUGGCCCAUGACUGUAGACGCUGUACCUGCGCGACUGCUGGUACGGUCCAGUCGACUUGCAGCGACGGACACUGUGACUGCGAUCGUCAGACAGGCGCUUGCUUAUGCAAGGCAAACAUCACCGGCCAUAACUGUGACCAAUGCACUCCUGACCACUGGAACUACGGUCAGGACCAAGGCUGUGAGCCCUGUAACUGUAACCUGCAACAUUCCAUGGAAACUGAAUGCAAUAUGUUCAGUGGUCAGUGCCACUGUCACCCGGGCUUCGGAGGGAAACAGUGCACAGAGUGUGAGCAGCUCCACUGGGGAGACCCACGGAUACAGUGUCAAGAGUGUAACUGCCAUCCUCAGGGCUCGGAAGUAGUACAGUGUGACCGGACCAGCGGAGAAUGCCAGUGCAAGGAGGGCGCAACCGGGAAACACUGCGACGAAUGUGCCCGCGGCUUCACCGGCGUUUUCCCCGAGUGCGUGCAGUGUCAUGCCUGUUUCCAGUUGUGGGAUGACGUGGUGUGUCAGCUCAAGCGUGACCUAGAUUACAUCCGGAACACUGCUGACAAGAUCCUGAAGAGUGGUGUCACACCUGGAAUCGGCGACGCUCGAAUCAGAGAGCUGGAGGAGAAGCUGAAGCAGGUUCAGGAUCUGAUUGGCAAUAAUGACAGCGAAAAAAUCCACCAACUGCUUGGACAAAGCAUCGAUGACCUAAGGGCGGAGAUCGCGUUGACCGACGGGCGUCUUAUGGGUGUCGUUCGAGAGCUCAACACAACAGCAGAGGACGACGAUGCACUGAGACAGACGCUGACCGACAUGGAGGGACAAUUGAUGGACAUUAACGCCACGGUUGCUGCGAAACGGCAGCAGAUAGACGACUACCUCAUCUCAGGAUUUGAAGAUCAGUUCAAAAGAGUGAAGAAAUACUAUCAGGAAUCAUCAGAGGCGGAGUACAAAUGCAACGCGUCAGUGUCUGGUCCCCUUAGUCCAGUGGAACAGUCCAAAAAAACUCGCUCCAACACUGAAGAUCUGAUGAAUGCUAAUGAAGAAAAGUUCCUCCGUGCCAUGGCAGCCCAGAAUCAAUCUAUGGAGGAACUGCAGCAGAAAGCCCAUGAGCUGGACCACAAGACCCGCCACCUCAGUAACAAGGUGUGUGGGGGCCCCGGCACUGCUAGCAUCAACGGCAGCUGCGAAGACAACCCAUGCGGUGGUGCUGGUUGCCGUGACGAUGAGGGCAGCCAUAUAUGUGGAGGGGACAGAUGCAAUGGGACGGUGAGCGCUUCCGUAUCUGCGCUAAGUCUCGCCAAGAAUGCCACCACCGAUCUGGAAGCUGCUAAUGAGGAGCUGCAUAACAUGGCCAAGAAGCUUCAGGAUAUCGCGUCUUUGAGCCAGGAUGUGAAGAAUCAAGCCAUGAACACCCUGGCGAGAGCCCAGAAGAACAAAGACCACUUUGAAAAAUCAAAUAGGGAGCUCAAAGAGCUUAUCAAGAAGAUAAAAGAUUUCCUCACUGAGGAUGGAGCAAAUCCAGAGAGCAUCGAGAAGGUGGCCAUGCAGGUCUUGUCCAUUCAGCUGCCAGUCAACAAGACCACAGUGGACACAAUAAUCAUGCAAAUCAAGACCAGCCUUUCUAACCUGACCAACAUCGAUAGCAUCCUCGGCAAUACCUCCCAGCACAUCAGUCAAGCCAAGCAGCUUUUGGAAAAAGCUAAAGAUGCCAAGAGUAGAGCUGAGGUAGUGAAAGAUGCAGCCAAUGCUACAAAGACAGCCUUGGAUCUGUCUGAGAAAGCCAUCGAAAAAGCAAGAAGCGCCCUGAAAGAGACUUUGAACAACCUGAAUGGCACCAAAAACGCCACUUCUGAGGUGGUUGACAGAUUAACACAAUUGGAAGCCAAGCAAAUGGAGAUCAUGAUGCGUCUAAACAACCUCUCCACAGACAUCGAAGCACUGAGAAACAAAACUGAGCACAACAGGGACAUGGCGAAGGAUGCCAAAGCUUUGGCCGACAACGCCACGCUCCAAGCGGGGUCGCUUCUGGAGAGCCUCAACGACACAAAUCUGCGCUACAAUGAGCUGCGGGAGAAGGUUGACUCUCUCGGCAGCGGCUCUCAAGGAUUGGACGCCAUCAACCGGAAGGCUGAGGAGCUCAAGAAAGAGGCAGAAAAGCUUCUCAAUAAAGCUAACAAGAGCAUGGAGCAGCUCAAGCAGCUGGAGAAGAAGUUCAAGAGCAACGAGCAGCGGAUGCAAGAGCAGCGGACGGAGCUUGACGAGCUGAAGGAAAACGCCACUUUGGUGCGGGACGUCAUCCGGAACCAAGUGCAGAACUACGGCAGCUGCUCGUGAGGUUCCCGUCGUUCCCAAUUUGACUUUAGCUGCCUGAGCCACCAGCAGAGUCGCCAUUACUGCGCUAAUGUUUGUGUGACUCCAAUUUCGAGUAUUCCACGUGAUUUGUUCAGAAAUGUCCAUGUACUGUAUCACGUUGAGACGUCCGGAUAGCAACUCUAUCCCGUGUGCUCUUAAUGUCUUAAGCUAUCAAAACAAACGGAUGACCAGUGGGAAGGAUUUUGUUUAUGUCUGAAUAUAUUGAAUAACAAAAAUAUAUAUCAAUGUAUUGGCCCUCUGUAUGAGUUUCAAUAUUUUUACCACAGUUUGAGGAUGUUAUUGUAUGUGCUAUUAACAAAAUGACAUACCUGUUAAAGGGAGAAAAGUGGACCUGACUGAUUUAAAAAAAAUCUAUUUUAUGUUUAUUUUUAUUGCAAAAGAAGCUCUCGAUUAAACAAAUCUAUAAAAUA